AUGGAUAGAAAAAGAGAACCUAUGACAGAGGAGGAACUCCUUGAACUGUCUGACAAACUUAGCGAACAGUGUAAAAUGCACGAUGAUCGGGAGGCAGGUCUUGAGGCCCGGGAACGGCUCCUUAAUGACCGAUUAAGUGACCUUUCGGAGCGGGACCAAGUUAACAUUGAAAAAGAAUCGAAACUACGCGACCUUGAGGCUGAACUGCGAAAAAUAGAAAUUUCUUUAGGAGAACGCGAGCUUGACUUAAAGUCACGUGAAUUAAUAAAUCGGGGUGAACCCAACGAGCUCAAGGCCGAGUUUGAACGUCGGUUAAAAGAAUUAAAAGAGCGCGAAGCAGAAUCGAGUCAGCUUCUGGAGCAGGCUAAAAUUAUACAAACGGAGCGAUUGAACAGACGCGAGGUUACGUUAGCCAAUCGGGAGCGUGAGUUGACGGAGAUUCAAGAAAAACUGGAUCAACGAGAACGUGAUCUGGCUGAGCGAGAAAACGCGGUAACUGCUCACGAAAAAGAGUUGCGAAACGAAUCGAAAUUAAUGCGAGGUUGGGCUUCGGAGCUCAAGGAAAUGAAAACGGCCGCCGUGACUAAGGCACCAAGCGUUACCCAAGAACUAAAGGAGGAAAUGUCGCAAUUAAGAAACAGCGGUAAUGUUGACCGGAGACACCAGAAUAACGGAUCCGGUAAUAAGAACAACCCUCGCGGUAACGAAAGAAAACCCGAGAAAAAUCGGGAGGAGUGCCCGUGCUGCGGCAACGUAAAUCACAGUUUGGCAAACUGUUUUAAAUUUGCAUCGCUGGUACAAACGCGUUAUGGGCCGUCGGGAAACUCCAAACUCCCGGGGAAGAACGACGACGGGUCCCACGGGAGUCCGAAACAAGUUCAAAGCCCGCCGAAAAAUCCUUUCGAGGUCGCGCACCAGUCAACGUCGCGACAGUCGUAA
This is a messenger RNA of Microplitis mediator, 939 nucleotides long. RefSeq lists its product as uncharacterized. The coding region runs from base 1 to 939 and encodes 312 amino acids. Lineage: Eukaryota; Metazoa; Arthropoda; Insecta; Hymenoptera; Braconidae. The transcript is spliced from 2 exons. The record is from RefSeq and is a predicted model, not a curated record.